AUGCCCCGGCCGCCGUUCAUUCCGUUACUGCCGGCGAAUGAGGACAUGGAUGGAAAUGAGGAAACUGCAUCAAACUUAGUGACAAGUAAGAGUUCAUUGCAGUUAGCAAUUGCUAUUCUUAAAGGAGAACUUGAAAAUGCUAUUGCUUCGGCGAACCAUAUGUACUGUGAUCUUUGGAAAAAUUCAGUGUGUAGCAGCUCAAAGUUCCUAUUUCGCCGGCCUGGGAUUUUGAAAUCGCACUUUUCAAGUGAACAGAAAUCAAAAAAGAAAGAGGGUUCAAAUGCUUCAGCUUCUGUAAAUGUGGAAACAGGAGCUAACAAAUUGAUCUUUCCCAAAUUAACCGUCAGUCCUCUUAGAAGGUUCCAAUUGAUCGAUUCUGAUUCUGAUGAUCCUUCUGCCAUUGACGAUGUGGAGAAAGCAAGGAAACGUUUGGACAAGUGGGAAGAAAUAAAAAGCUAA
Molecule: messenger RNA, 459 nt
Organism: Fraxinus pennsylvanica
Lineage: Eukaryota; Viridiplantae; Streptophyta; Magnoliopsida; Lamiales; Oleaceae
Source: the annotation of a GenBank genome assembly